AUGGCGACGGCACGAACGAACCUCGGUCCUCUGACCACGCCGUUUACCUAUCCAGCCAGCUGCACAAACAACGUCAUCCAGUGCUCGUACUGCCUCGUCGCCUGGCAGGCGCAAACAUGCAGCAACAACCCCAAUAAUGCGGCCGGCGUCCAGGACAAUGCAAACUGCUGGCCACCACGAACAAAAGCCAACACCAUCACCACCGACGCUGCCCUCUUGGGCUGGGGCAUCUACUCCCCGGGCCUGAGCUGUCCCGUUGGCUACAACACGGCGUGCUCGGCCACGGGCACGACGAUUGGCGGCUUCCAGUUUCAAUUCCCCGUCUCGGCCGGCGAGACGGGUAUUGGCUGUUGUCCUCCAGACUACGCUUGUACUUACGGCGGCAACGGAGCUGCCCAGACCUGCUACAGCAUCGCGACAACCGGCUCCUUUCCGGCUGUGCAGUGCUCUGGCGGCACCAGCAAUGCAUUCAGCUACUACACGCUGGGCAACGUCGCCACAGUGACCACGACACAAGUCAGCACCGUGUCCGGCUCCGGCUCUGCCACUGCGCCUGCCAGCACCGUGACCGCGACGGAGGUGGACCUCUUCAACUUCAACACCGUUACGCUGUACGCGCCCAUGUUCCAGCUCGUACACAAGGCCAGCGAUCUGCCCAGCUCCAGCUCCAGCUCCAAGGGCACCUCGUCCCCUACCAACACCGCCGACAGCACCGGCCCGUCCUCGGGCGCAUCCAGCGCAUCAGACAAAUCAAGCGCCAAGAGCUCCAAUGGUCUGUCGUCUGGCGCGAUCGCCGGUAUUGCCGUCGGUGCCUCCGUGGUCGGCCUGGCGUUGCUGGGCGCGUUCAUCUUCCUGCUCCUGAAGCAGCGGAAGCAGAAGGCAGCCAUUGCGCAGUACGCACCGCCGCCCAACGUGUCUGGGAAUACGGGCAUGGCGCCGGACAUGGCGCCAGGCAUGGUGCCGGGCAUGUCGCCGGGCAUGUCGCCAGGCCCAAUGCAUGACGGUUCGUACUAUGCCUCAUCCACGCCGCUAUCGAUGAAGAGCGGGGUGAUGCACCCGUCGCCGGUGUACGAGGUGCAAGCCGUGCGGCACGGCUGGAAUCAUCUUGUAGUACACGUCCUUGCCGAUCGGCUCGCGGCCGAGGCGCCUGGCCAGAUGCUCGCCUUCGCGGAAGAGCAUGUCCCACUCGCACGUGUAGAACAGGAUGCAGGGUGGCAGGUCGCGCGCCAGGCGCUCGUCGGACGCUUGGGACGGCGAGAGGUGCGGGUCCGAGAGGUCGAGGUCUGGUGGGUAGAGGUAGGAUGCGUCAAAGAGAUCCGUCAGAUUCGACGGCAGCGCCUGGUCCGGCCGCGUGCAGGUGGCACGGCGCUCGGCGCGGCUCAGCUUGUAGUCGACCGUCGGAUACCACGUGGCCGUUGCCACGAAAUUGGACGCCGCGUUCAGGAUCAGGUACAACAACGCAUCCGCCCCAUCCUCCACCGCCGUGGGGAACGCGUGCUCAGGCGCCAGGCGGUACUCUACCGACACGAAGAUGGCACCGGCGGUCUGCGUCACGUGGCGCGCAAAACGCGCGUCGUCGGUUCCGCCGCCCAGCACGAAUCCGCCGCCGUGAAAGUUGACAACGGUCGGAAACGGCCCUGCGCUCUGGCCAUUUUCUGCACGUUGACCGUAUGCUUUUGGGGUGUAAAAUUGCAGAGCGAAGGUGCCGCCUUUGUGCUGCCUGGACAGCGUCGACGUGACGGUCCGCGUGAAGUUGGGUGA
Messenger RNA from Sporothrix brasiliensis 5110, 1761 nucleotides. RefSeq lists its product as uncharacterized. The record is from RefSeq and is a predicted model, not a curated record. NCBI's taxonomy places the organism in Eukaryota, Fungi, Ascomycota, Sordariomycetes, Ophiostomatales, Ophiostomataceae. The coding region runs from base 1 to 1761 and encodes 586 amino acids. The transcript is spliced from 4 exons.